This is a messenger RNA of Siniperca chuatsi (mandarin fish), 4225 nucleotides long. RefSeq names its product cytochrome P450 26C1 (gene cyp26c1). Gene Ontology annotation, biological process: sterol metabolic process. The record is from RefSeq and is a predicted model, not a curated record. Gene Ontology annotation, molecular function: iron ion binding; monooxygenase activity; oxidoreductase activity, acting on paired donors, with incorporation or reduction of molecular oxygen. The transcript is spliced from 7 exons. NCBI's taxonomy places the organism in Eukaryota, Metazoa, Chordata, Actinopteri, Centrarchiformes, Sinipercidae. Bases 438 to 2051 code for a protein of 537 amino acids.
GCGCUCAGUCUCUCUCUAUCAGCGCGCACCGCUGCGUCUCUGCUCUGAUCUCCAAACUUUUUCCUUUUUUUUAAUUCUCUCGCGGUGAAUGAACGAGCCUCUUUAACAUAUUCAGUCCAACGUCAUGCUGAAGGUGGAUCAUGCAGCGCAGCCGUUUCUAUAAAACCCCCCGCAGCCCGCUCACUGUGCAGGAACAGUCCCCGGUUUGGCAGAGAAGGCGAGAGAGAAACUUUGCUUAAAAGCACGCGGAUUUUGCUCCCCGCUGACGGGAGGCUGGCUGCAGAGUUUACAGGGGAGAAGAAGAAAAAGAAGGAAGAGGAUAAACUGGACGGAGGAGAAGAUUUGCGCACCGCCCUCGGACAGAGUUUUGAACGGGACAGAAGCGCCUUUACGCACAGCCACAGGUGGAUGCUGGGAAGCGGACCGGCUCGGAGGAUAUGUUACCCCUGGCCCAGUUUGGGGUACUGUCGGCCCUGGCCGCCGCGCUCACCUCGGUCCUGUCCGCGCUCUUGCUGCUGGCGCUGACCCGGCAGCUGUGGAGCCUCCGCUGGAGCCUGACCCGGGACAAAGAGAGCAGCCUGCCGCUGCCGAAGGGCUCCAUGGGCUGGCCGCUGGUCGGAGAGACUUUCCACUGGCUGUUCCAGGGUUCGAACUUUCACAUCUCGCGCAGAGAGCGUCAUGGCAACGUGUUUAAGACCCAUCUCCUUGGGAAGCCUGUCAUCCGGGUGACGGGCGCAGAAAACAUUCGCAAGAUCCUGCUGGGCGAGCACAGCCUGGUGUGCACCCAGUGGCCCCAGAGCACCCGCAUCAUCCUGGGACCCAACACCCUGGUCAACUCCAUUGGAGACCUGCACAAGCGGAAGAGAAAAAUCCUGGCUAAAGUGUUUAGCCGGGGGGCUCUGGAGUCCUACCUGCCCCGGCUGCAGGACGUCGUCAAGUCUGAAAUCGCAAAGUGGUGCUCGGAGCCGGGCGCCAUCGACGUUUACAGUGCUGCCAGGUCCCUGACGUUCCGUAUCGCCGUCAGGGUCCUUCUGGGUCUGCAGAUGGAGGAGGAGCGGAUAGUUUACCUGGCCCAAAUCUUUGAGCAGCUGAUGAACAACCUGUUCUCGCUCCCCAUAGAUGCUCCGCUCAGUGGGCUACGCAAGGGCAUUAAAGCCAGAGAAAUCUUGCACACCAACAUGGAGAAAAUCAUUGAGGAAAAGAUGGAGCGGCAGCAGGCGGAGGAGGAAUAUCAUGAUGCCUUCGACUACAUGAUAUCCAGUUCCAAGGAGCACGGCCAUCAGCUCAGCAUCCAGGAGCUCAAGGAAACAGCAGUAGAGUUGAUCUUCGCCGCUCACUCCACCACAGCCAGCGCCUCCACAUCGCUGGUUCUGCAGCUUCUUCGCCAUCCAGCGGUGGUGGAGAGGGCCAGAAUCGAGCUGGAUGCCGAGGGACUCGGCUACGAAUCCCACAGCAGUCACAGCCCAUCUGGUGUCACCAUGGAGAAAGAGGACGAUGCUGCCAACACAGAGACAACCUGGCUGCUGAACGGAGGCUGUCAGAAUCACAGUGAUGGUUUUCCACAGUCCCAGUCUCAUAUACCGUAUCUGAGCCUGGACAAGCUGAGCCAGCUCCGGUACGUCGACUGUGUUGUCAAAGAGGUCCUCCGCUUCCUGCCACCAGUCUCCGGUGGUUACCGGACAGCCCUGCAGACAUUUGAAUUAGACGGCUACCAGAUCCCCAAAGGCUGGAGUGUAAUGUACAGCAUCCGGGACACCCAUGAGACUGCAGCUGUCUUCCAGAGCCCGGAGCUGUUUGACCCAGACCGGUUUGGCCCAGACCGGGAGGAGAGUCGGUCGGCUCGGUUCAGCUACGUGCCGUUUGGCGGUGGUGUGCGGAGCUGCGUAGGGAAAGAACUGGCACAGGUCAUCCUAAAGACUCUGGCUGUGGAGUUAAUCGGGACUUGCAAAUGGACUCUGGCCACGGAGAACUUUCCCAAAAUGCAGACAGUGCCGAUAGUGCACCCGGUAAACGGGCUGCAUGUGCAUUUCACGUACAACUACCCGCUUUAGAUACAAAUACAGACCGACAAACUUUCCAAAAAACUCACCCAAGAGGCAAUUUAACCUUCAAUCUGCUUCUGGAAAAACUCUCCAAGCCCAAGAAAGGAGACACAACCACCUCGCUGGGCCUGAUGGUGCAGUUCAGACCCCUUUUCGUUUCCACGAACAAGAAGAAGGGGUUGACGUUGCUGGUUUGGAGCACUUCAUCAUCUCUUCAGUGGUUUGGUCCAAACGUAUGAAACCACUUUCUGUAGCACAAGUGCAUUUUAAACCACCUGAUAUGCUCACCUGCAGCGUUUGCAUCGUUUCCCAGCUUUUACUAUCCUUUACAUGCAUUUUUAAGUUAUUAAUGUAUCGAAGGGGCAGUGCAUAUCAGUGAGAAAACUAAGUCUAAGAAGCCUUUUCUUUGCUUAUUUACAAACAGAAGAUCUGGGUUUGCUCUGCUGAAGUGCCCACUGAAUGGACUGCAUGUACACUUCAAUUACAACAAAGAAAGAUUCUAUUCAGAGUGGUUUAGGAACAAUAAAAUCCACUCACCUUCAGCAAUAUAAUAUUUUGUUGCCUCUUGUAGUCUGCAAAUGCAUUUUAACUUAUUGAAAUAUCAAGACAGGUGUGACAUCAGUGAGAGUGAGCUCUACAGUACGUUUCUUGGCUCAUGUUCAGUUGGAGAAGCCCGAUUUGACCUGCAAAGAGUAAGUGCCUAGUGAACAGACUUCAGCUGCAUUUUACUUACAUGAAAUCUAAAACCUACAACACCUACUGCGGAUAACAGGAGAGAAAGUCUUUCAAAAAGGUCUUUCCAUGAAGCCAUCUUAGCUCCAGUUUCUUGGCUUUGAUGACGCUCCAAGUCCAGGGACAAACAUGCAAUGCAAAAUUGCCAGCAAUGGUUUGGACCAUUUUGUUGUGAUACACACUUACACAACGUCUGCGGAUGAUAACAUCCACUCAGCUUUGGUGCGUUUGUAUUUUGUACCUCUUAGUAGCUUUUACAUCAGUGCGUAUCAGUAAGGACAUGUCCAAGAGCUAUGUAUCUUCUCUGUGCUGAAUGAGCAAAUCACGAAUAUUUCACUUCACUUACAUAAAACUUUUAGGAUUCACAAACAGCCUUUUAGAAAACUCACAAUUGGUAAAAUCUUUCCAGUCCUGGGACAGAGAUGCGGGGACCCCCCCCCCUCCAAAGGCUGUGUAGAAUCAACAAGAUUAACAGACAUGGUUUACAGACUUUUAAACCAAUUAUGUGGUUUUUUGUCCUUCAAUCCUUCAGUUGUCUAUAUUUGCCUUUUAUAACCAGAGUUUGCCUUUCUGAACUGCCUGUGAGCAAGGCACGGGAUGCCUGCCAGCUCCAUGGAAAUAUUGCCUGUGGAAAAACAAAAAGAUAAAAGUUCUUUAUUCAAUCUACAAAAAUGUGACAGUUCUCAUUAGAACCUGAUUAAGGCCAAAAAUGCAAUGGAAAAAUAUUUGAACACUUUUGGAAAACAUUUCAAGACCCAUGUUUUACACAGGAGAGACUGGACUGACAUCCAGUUAUCUUAGUUUUGAUGUUUUGCAAUGAUCGCCACCGCAAAAACACUUUUACUGAUGGAACUUGCACUUGAUUGUGACACAUAAAUCCCACAACCAGGAACUACCCGAACAUCAAGGUCAAAAUACAUUCAAACUGUUCUGUUUUUUAAAAUAUGAAUGUAAUAUAUAUCCUUAACAGUGCUAUUAUGUGUGUAUCAAAUGAAGUAGCAUUAUGAAUAAGCUGUAUUUAAAAUGCAGAUGUAUCAUUUCUGUUGAACUUUUACUCUCUGUAACAAUAUUUGCUGUAAUUAUGAAUAGAUCGAGACACUAACCUGUAAUGUAAAGGACUGUCCAUAAAACCUUGUUUCACUGCUAGAACAUAGAAAUAUUUCAUUGUUUAGAGCAGCAUAUAUUGAGAGUAACAUUAUUAUUAUUAUUAUUAUUGUUAUCAUUGGUCUAAUUUUAGGACUGUUUCUGUGUUUGUCUUGAAGCCUAAUAGACGCGCUGUGAAAUCUUGUGUACGGAUGGAUUCGUGGAAGGAGAUAGCACUUUCUCCACUUUAAGGAGUCUGUAUAUAUUUGUCCUGUUUAUGCAUUCAUUGAGUGUAUCAGAUGUAGCUGCUGUACAGUUUAUGUAAAGAAUAAUUUAGAAAAUGAUGAAGAAAAACAGUCGUUGUUUUA